This is a messenger RNA of Rosa chinensis, 1393 nucleotides long. RefSeq lists its product as uncharacterized. Gene Ontology annotation, cellular component: cytoplasm. The record is from RefSeq and is a predicted model, not a curated record. Gene Ontology annotation, biological process: protein ubiquitination. Gene Ontology annotation, molecular function: ubiquitin protein ligase activity; zinc ion binding. NCBI's taxonomy places the organism in Eukaryota, Viridiplantae, Streptophyta, Magnoliopsida, Rosales, Rosaceae. The coding region runs from base 185 to 922 and encodes 245 amino acids. The transcript is spliced from 2 exons.
CACUUAAAAUCUUCUAGUUGGUCGAAAUUCGGGGUUAAAAACAAAUUAGAAACCAAGCCGGCUUCUUCUUCUUCCUCCUCCUGCUUUCAUCUCCCCCAAAUCUGAAACAGACCAACCCUAAUUGGGAUUCGAGGGUAUUAUCAGGCUCCAGAUCGUUAGAGCACCUGUAGUACAAUUUAUUCACAUGUCGUCCAACGUGGUCACCGAGGCACACAAGUUUUAUACUGAAGUGAAGCAAAGAGCAAUAACAAAGUUGGUAAAUCCAAAAGGCUUUCUCCAAGUCACAUUAAGAUUCUACAGGCAUUUUGCAACUCAAAGUUGUACUGGUGGUGCUCGAGGACCCGUUAUGUAUGACGUACCAACCGUUAUAAGUGAAAGGAAGAUUAUGAUUCCUAUCUCAGAUGUCAAGCUAGAACCCAGAAGGUGUGAGUGGCCAAAGGUCAUGGCUGAUCAGCUUUCCAGCAUGGGUAUCCCAGAAGCCCAGCAGCCGCAUAUAUUGGAAAAAACAUUUGAGGUGGCUCAAGUGACCAACCCCGAUUUGCGAAUUAAUGUGAUGAUGGUGUACCUGACUGCGUACAGGUUCGACAACUGUAUUGAUAGGGUCAUAACAGAUUCCUUGGAUGCGGACAAAGGGAAGCUUAUCCCUGCAGCUAAAUCAUCCAUCCAGUGCUUAGAGAAAUUGAGACUUGAUAGUUUGGAGUCGGAAGCUAUUAUUAGACAGACGCCAUGUGCUAUUUGCUGUGACAGCCUCGGUCACCUUGAUGCUGGAGAAGAUGAGGCUGUGGCUGUUGAUCAUCAACAGAUGAUAACUCGCUUACCCUGCCAGCACCAUUAUCAUGCAGAUUGCAUUGUCCCGUGGCUGGAGAUCAAUCACUUGUGUCCUUUGUGCCGAUACCCAAUGCCUUUUGCAGGCAAGCCAUGAAAUCUCUAAUGGAGGCUAUGGAAAACCUUCUUUGCUCAACUGGAACAGUUCCCCUGGUAUUAUGACCUAAAGAACUCCUGUAUUUCUUAUGAUGGAGUGUGUUGUUGUAAUCCUUCUGAUUUUCCUAAACUAGUCUCUUCAAAGGCAGGUUUCCAGCCAUCUCAAGUGACAUUAUGGUGAAUGAGAUAGUCUUGGCCUUCCUGGUUUCACUAGAAAUGCCAUGUAUUGCACUGGUUUUUCUUGACCUUUGCUUUUAUUUUAUAGUUUUUCUUGUCACACUCCUAAAUUUGAUUCUUUAAUUAGUCAUGCCUGCUUAAUUAAGCAAACACUUGUUUAUGGGCUGAAUGCGGACGGAGACCAAUUAGUUGAUUUUUUUUUUUUCCUUAUUUUAGCCAUUAUGCAGUUUGGUCAGCAUUUCAGAUGCAGCUUACAACCUUGGAACUUUAUUAUUACUUCUCUGAUUUUUGCUUA